AAUACAUCUAUUUAACAAUCGCAACUUCCUAACGACCAUUAUAUGGUCCUUCUUCGCUGAAGUUUUGAGUUGGGCCAAUUGAAAAUGAGCCCAAACUGGGCUGGCCAAGCCCAAUGGGCCAAUUCAAAAUGAGCCCAAGAUGCAGGACGUUGAAGGUCGGUGCACAGCAGUGUCUUUUGAAGGGUAGAACUGUAAUUGUACAUCGCCAAAAACAUCGAGGCUCGUUAUCCCGCCCAUGGAAAUGUCAUUUGAAAUUUUGAACCACCGUGUGAGCCGCCUGAGAACCCAACACACACGUGCCAAACCAAACAAGCUCUCACCAUUGAAAUAGCUCCGUUUCCCCUGACUUCGCCUCUCGCCGUCGCCAUUUCCCCAGCUUCCCUCCUCCAGAAACCCACAGUUCACAACAGAGCCUAGUCCUUCGUCCUCGUCACUUCAUCUUCUUCCUGGUGAACACAAGUUCCCAUUUCCUUUCGCAAAGCCUCUGCUCGAAAUCGUCCCAAUCUUCUAAAAAGGUAAACUACUUCAACCCUAAAUCUUCUGUUUGAACACCGUUGCAGUUUGAAUCGUUUUCUUGCCAUUUGUUAUAAUAAUGUUUAGGGUCAAGAAUCAACGACUCUCGAAAUUAAUCUUGGGUAAUGGUUUCUGUUUGCUCCUUUUGAAGUCUAGUGAGAGAGGGAGAAGCAAAGAUGCCGGAAUCCAGAGACAGAUUGGUUAGGGAAGUGGACUUCGCCGCCGUUUAUGCUCGCACUCGUACCGUUGGGGUUUACACGGACGAGAUGGACAGGGCGCUGUUUGGAUCUCGAGUUUCAGAGCCGGUUCAGGUGGAGCGACCCGGGACUGUGUUCGGACCAGGGUUUCGUCCCGGUUUGGCCGGAAGUCGUCGCCCAGAUCUUCAGAUGAGCAGAAGAAGAAAUUCGUCUAGAUCGAGGGGAAUCGAGAAUGGGAGUGCUGCCAGGAGUGGUGAUAGAAGAAGCGACCUGCCUUCUUGGUAUCCAAGAACCCCUCUCCAAGAUAUUUCUGCCGUUAUCAGGGCCAUUGAAAGGAGGAGAGGAAGACAGGGAGAAGGGGACGGCCUAGAAAUUGGGACCCCGGCGGUUCAAGGUCUGAGAGUUUCUGUGGACUCUUUCAAGACUCCCAACCCAGUUCAUCUCAAGCCGGGCAAGUCCAAGUCUCCAUAUACAGCAAGCAGCAGCACUGUCAAAAUCAGUCCUCGUCCUAAGCUUGGUAAGGUGCAGAAGCUAAUCCACGAGAUUGCAAAUCAACCAUCUCCAGGGGCAGAGUGCUUAACACCAGAGAAAAAGCUACUCAACUCGAUCGACAAAGUCGGGGAAGUAGUGAAGCAGGAGUUGGAGAAGCUUAAGCGUACCCCUGCUGCUAAGAGGGACGAAAGGGAGAAGAGGGUUCGCACACUGAUGUCUAUGCGGUGAGAUUUGGGAUGGUAGGUUGGAGCUUGGUUUGGAUAUUUUGAUCAUCACCUGCUGGUGAUGACUGUGCAGUAGUAGGGUUGGGGUUGUUUGAUCACCUUCUGGUGAUCUUCCAUCUAGUCAUGAUCACCUUCUGGUGAUCCACCGAGUUAUUAUCAUCUCCUGAUGAUACCCUUUUGCUGGCUCUUGGAAUUUUGUUUCAGCUGGAUGGCUCCCAAUCAAAGCUUUUGAUUGCUUGGUUGUAGAUUUAGGAAGUUGCAGCACGCUUAUCAUUCAUUCUUCAUUCUGUUGAAGAUCUUUUGCUGUGUGUCUUCAUUCUUUUGAAGGCGUUAUUGAAUGUAUACUGUCAGGCUGUGAGUUUUGUCAUAUAGUGUAUAGAGCUCAACUCCAUAGAUGAUACAGGCAGGAGGGUCAAAAAGCAUGCUUCUGCAUUUGUAUUCUUGGUAUGCUAAUAAACAGCAUGGUUUACUUGUUCUUCUAUCCCUUUAUUUCGUUUUCUUCAGUAAUGAAAAGUUAUUUCGUUG
Molecule: messenger RNA, 1951 nt
Organism: Linum trigynum
Lineage: Eukaryota; Viridiplantae; Streptophyta; Magnoliopsida; Malpighiales; Linaceae
Source: the annotation of a GenBank genome assembly